Beta vulgaris subsp. vulgaris (sugar beet) is the source of this 1092-nucleotide messenger RNA. RefSeq lists its product as uncharacterized. The record is from RefSeq and is a predicted model, not a curated record. Gene Ontology annotation, cellular component: cytoplasmic exosome (RNase complex); nuclear exosome (RNase complex). Lineage: Eukaryota; Viridiplantae; Streptophyta; Magnoliopsida; Caryophyllales; Amaranthaceae. Gene Ontology annotation, biological process: TRAMP-dependent tRNA surveillance pathway; exonucleolytic trimming to generate mature 3'-end of 5.8S rRNA from tricistronic rRNA transcript (SSU-rRNA, 5.8S rRNA, LSU-rRNA); nuclear polyadenylation-dependent rRNA catabolic process. The transcript is spliced from 8 exons.
UUCGGUUUUUUGGCUUGAUUCUCUCCUAUAAAAUCAGUGCUUCUGAUCAGCUAAUAUGAAAGUUGAUGCAUUCAGGCGCUUGUUUCCAUUGCAAUUUUAUGAACGCCAUUUUGUCAAGUCCUUAAGGCCUGAUGCGAGGCCUCUUAGCUCUGCUAGAGACACUACUAUAGCCCUUGGGGCUGUUUCAUCUGCUAAUGGUUCAGCACUUGUUAAAGUUGGCUGCACUACUAUGGUAGCUGCGAUCAAGAUGGAAAUUAUGACUCCUUCAAUGGAGUCACCGGAUGAGGCUAUUGAGUUUCACAUGCCUCCUAUAUGUUCUCCCAUUGUUAGGCCCGGAAGGCCAGCAGACACAGCACCAGUUAUAUCAAAGCAAUUAGCAGACACCAUAUCAAGGCAAGUGCCAUUUGCAGGUUCAUUGCCUUCACCCAUCCUUCAUCUUGACAUUGCUGGGAUGAUAAAUCUGAAGGAGUUAUGCUUGGUCAGUGGAAGUUCAUAGAAAGAUCUAUCUUUAUCGAAACCAUAUAUAUCAGGCUUUAGACCUUAUUCUUUAUUUUUAUUUGUAUUUUUACUGGUGCAGGAUAUAUGCUGUUUGGAUGCUGAUGGUGCUCUUUAUGAUGCUGCAUUACUUUCAGCAGUUGCUGCCUUUUCUAAUUUACAUAUCCCAGUUGUGUCCUUGAAUGAUGAAGGAAGAGUGUUUAUUGUGUCGGAGGAAACGGAAGAAGGAAAGUCGAGGAAAGAACCUGUCAAUAAAGAGAAAAGACGACUUACUCUAAACAAAGUACCGUUCUCACUUACCUGCAUACUUCACUUAAACGAGCGUGCUACUGUUCGAAUAGAUUUAGGAGUAUUUUCUAAAUCUAUCUAUACUCAACAACCAAGUUACCAUAGCGAGCAACAUUCCACACUUCUUUUGCAUUACGUAGGCCCCAAGUGCUAUGCAAGGAUAAAAUAAAAGGGCCACUCAUUUCCAAAUUUCAAUACUCUUCCAAAUUUGAGAGCUUCCUGCUGGUUGUUGUUAUUAGAGAAAGGAAGAAAGGAAAAAUUUAGAAAUUGCUGGUUGUUAUUAUUGUUGGAAUAAAAUGUUUGAUAUGA